This is a messenger RNA of Didymodactylos carnosus, 684 nucleotides long. Lineage: Eukaryota; Metazoa; Rotifera; Eurotatoria; Philodinida; Philodinidae. The record is from the annotation of a GenBank genome assembly.
AUGGGUACACGUUUAUCUACUGGAUCUCCGUCAUCAGCACAUGUCCGUAGUGGCAGUACAACACAAACAACAACCACAAGUAGUUCUUCGACACAUAAUCGUGCACAUCACCAUGGAGGUACAAAUCAUUCAACAGCGGCAGUUGUUAGCAGCGGUCAUAAUACGAGUAGUGCCGCAGCAGUAGGGGGUCGAGCGAAUGCACAUUCACCAUCCGCUGCAUUUCGUUUGUUCAGCCGUUCAAGGACUACAUCUUCUGGCACAUCGUCUGUCAUUGAUCCAUCAUCAUUUAACUCAAGUGUGUUACGCUAUGUUGUUGGUUUAGAUGCACAUCCACAAGAUUCAGACGCCAGUUCUGACGAGGAAUCACCAAGAGCUACCAGAAGAUUACAUCAUUUCUUAUUUGCUUUACGUGGUAAGUUAAAUGACAUACAAUGUCCCGUAUGCAGCAAGACUAUUCCAUCAGACACGUUUGAUGUUCACAUUUUACAGUGUUUAUCGAAACCAAGAAUUGAUUAUAAUGAAGACGUGCUAACUGAAGAUAAAGGUGAAUGUGUUAUAUGUCUGGAAGAAUUAGAAACUGGACAAAAAAUUGCACGAUUGCCAUGUCUAUGCAUUUAUCAUAAACACUGUAUCGAUGAAUGGUUUCGCCGCAAUCGGUGUUGCCCAGAACAUCCAGGGGAUUAA